Zygosaccharomyces rouxii is the source of this 1086-nucleotide messenger RNA. RefSeq names its product pyruvate dehydrogenase (acetyl-transferring) subunit E1 beta (gene PDB1). The coding region runs from base 1 to 1086 and encodes 361 amino acids. Lineage: Eukaryota; Fungi; Ascomycota; Saccharomycetes; Saccharomycetales; Saccharomycetaceae. Gene Ontology annotation, molecular function: pyruvate dehydrogenase (acetyl-transferring) activity. The transcript has a single exon. The record is from RefSeq and is a predicted model, not a curated record. Gene Ontology annotation, biological process: pyruvate decarboxylation to acetyl-CoA.
AUGUUGAACGUCAGAAUUCCAAGCAUUGCUGCCAAAUUGGCUCCAUUGAAGUCAUCUUCCGCUCUGUUACAAUCCACUCGUAUGGCUUCAUCUCAAACGAUGACCGUUAGAGAAGCUCUUAAUGCUGCAAUGGCUGAAGAAAUGGAUCGUGAUGACGAUGUGUUUUUGAUUGGUGAAGAGGUGGCACAAUACAAUGGUGCUUAUAAAGUUUCAAAGGGUCUCUUGGAUCGUUUCGGUGAACGUCGUGUUGUUGAUACUCCAAUUACAGAAUACGGGUUUGCCGGUCUUUCGGUUGGUGCUGCAUUGAAGGGUUUGAAACCAAUUGUGGAAUUUAUGUCCUUUAACUUCUCCAUGCAAGCCAUUGAUCAUGUUAUUAACUCAGCAGCCAAGACUCAUUACAUGUCUGGUGGUACUCAAAAAUGUCAAAUUACUUUCAGAGGUCCAAAUGGUGCUGGUGUUGGUCUUGGUGCACAACAUUCUCAAGAUUACGCGGCCUGGUACGGUGCUAUCCCAGGUUUAAAGGUUCUUACUCCAUGGUCAUCCGAGGAUGCUAAGGGUCUAAUGAAGGCUGCCAUCAGAGAUCCAAACCCUGUUGUCGUUUUGGAAGAUGAAGUUUUGUACGGUGAAUCAUUUGAAGUUAGUGACGAAGUUAUGUCACCUGAUUAUGUGACCCCAUUUAAAGCUAAGGUUGAAAGAGAAGGUACCGAUGUCACUUUGGUUGCUUACACUAGAAACGUUGGUUUUGCCGUUCAAGCUGCUGAAAUUUUGGACAAGCAACACGGUGUUGCUGCUGAAGUUAUUAACUUGCGUUCAAUUAGACCAUUGGAUAUGGAUACCGUUAUCAAGUCCGUUAAAAAGACUAACCACUUGGUUACUGUUGAAUCCGGUUUCCCACAUUUCGGUGUUGGUGCUGAAAUUGCAGCUCAAAUCAUGGAGUCUGAAGCAUUUGACUAUUUGGAUGCUCCAGUUCAAAGAGUUACCGCUGCUGAUGUCCCAACUCCAUACGCUAAGAAGUUAGAAGAAUUAUCUUUCCCAGAUGCUGAUACCGUUGUUACCGCUACAAAGGAGGUCUUGUCCAUUGAAUAA